Messenger RNA from Daphnia pulicaria, 1796 nucleotides. RefSeq names its product cytochrome c oxidase assembly factor 7 homolog. Gene Ontology annotation, molecular function: protein binding. The coding region runs from base 1010 to 1699 and encodes 229 amino acids. NCBI's taxonomy places the organism in Eukaryota, Metazoa, Arthropoda, Branchiopoda, Diplostraca, Daphniidae. The record is from RefSeq and is a predicted model, not a curated record. Gene Ontology annotation, cellular component: mitochondrial intermembrane space. The transcript has 4 exons.
CCAUCACUGUUGAUGUCUACGACCACAAUAUUACUAGUAGACAGCUGAGCCCUCCAGCGUCUAGAGGGAGAUACUCAUCGUCAAGCCAAAAGAGAGCUGCUUACGCGUACUUUAGAAAGCACGACAAUGGAGCAGAUCGCAGAAUCGCUAGGCCGCUGACCGUUCAACAACAUCCGUUUUGCGGUUUUCCCAAGUCCUCAAUGCAUUUGAUUCUUUUACCACGGUUGGCAGUUGUGUAUAAUGGAUAACUUCCGUUUUGUUUUUCCGACUCGUUGUCUUAUAACGCUUUCUGAUUGAAGCGAUCUCCGUGAAAAUCUAUUAUCCCGAAAUAACUUUACAGAUUUCACUUUUUCGGCUUAAAAAAUUAUUCACCCUUAACUUAACACCCUAAUAAACAUACUCUAGUUGCCAAGUUGGUCGUCCAUUACAAAAAAGUUUCAACGUUUGCGUGAGCACGCCGGUAUUUACUGGAUUGGCUUCAUUUCAACAAGACAUUUUCCCUUUUUUUUCAUUUUAAAAAUAUUUGUGACGCCACUAUUGUAAGCGUGACAAAGCACGUAACCUGUGGGUAAAAAUGGAAGACAGAUAAGAUGCAAAAUCACGUCCGACUAGUUACCGCGGAAAAGUGACGACGCGGAUCGUGCGUUCGCGAAGGAAGAAAUUUCAAUUAGUAAUUAAGACACGCGUGGGCUUUGCAGUAUUUUCUUUUCUCAGCAGAAUUUUAAAAAGAAAAUUAAUAUAUUUUUCCAUGAUCUAUAAAUAAUUCAGCACUAGAGUGCACAUGUCCAAGAAUAAUUUCAUUUUUUGAUUUUUUUAAUCUUUUAAAAUGUCACGACUUGACAUUUCCCUUUCACAGAUGGCGUUUUAACAAUAAUGCUAGUCCUUUAACAGAUGGAGCGCGCAGUCUGGCAGUGCAGACGAAAAAUAAAGUAGUCCCUAGCCGCAAGCCCGCAAACGUUUGUGUUAUUAUACAUGUACCAAAAUAAAAACAAAUUCGUCAAGUUCUGUUAUGGCAUGGAAUUUCAAAAAUGAGGAAGAGGUGAAACAAUUCUCUGAUAAGUUGGGAAACGACUAUAGGUUUGGAUGUUUCAACGAAAAGAAACCUGAAGUAUGCCAUCUUCUAGGAGAUUUCAUGGAAGGCUUCAAAAGGGAUUUGAAAAAAGCCGCUAUUAUAUAUCGAUCCACUUGUGAUGACUACAGUUUCAGCCACAGCUGUCAUAAAUAUGCUACCUAUUCAUUGACUGGUAAAGGUAGUCCACCCGACUACCUGAAAGCAUUUGAAUACUUUAAGAAAGGCUGUCAUUUGGAAGAUUCAGGCUCCUGCUUUUUUGCUGGCCUUAUGUGUAUGUAUGACAAUGAAAACACUAAAAUUAAACAAGAUUAUCUUCAAGGAAUGGGAUUUCUGAAUCAGUCCUGUGACAAAGGAAACCAUAACAGCUGUCACUAUAUCAGUGGGAUAUAUUUUUUCGGGGUUCCUGAUGUUUUGAAGAAAAAUAUGGCCACAGCAUAUGACUACAGCAACAAGGCUUGUGAACUUGGAAAUAUAUAUGCUUGUGCAAAUAUAAGCAGAAUGUACAAAAAAGGUGAUGGAGUUGAGAAGAAUCCUGAAUUAGCAAAUGUAUAUAAGAAAAAAGUCAUUGUUAUGGGAAAGGAACUGAAAGAUCAAUUUAAACCCGUUGAACUGGAAAGGGAAGCCUGAGAGUCUGAGACGUCGAGACUCGAGAGUUUAGUUUGAAUUGUGUUUUUUAAUAUUUUGAAAAAGAAAUGUGAUUUUUGAAUAAAAAUUUAAUUAAAUA